This is a messenger RNA of Adineta ricciae, 3210 nucleotides long. The record is from the annotation of a GenBank genome assembly. NCBI's taxonomy places the organism in Eukaryota, Metazoa, Rotifera, Eurotatoria, Adinetida, Adinetidae.
AUGCUUAUAUUCAUUGUUAUUUAUCUGUGGGAAUUACUCAUUAUUAUGACAACUGCUGUUGCUGGUCAGCAACAAUUACGUACUCAAACAUUUGACAUCACGAUUGGUGGUGUUUUCACAGAUCGAGACGAAGGCACGGAGAGUCAGAGUAUGGAAAGUAUAUUUAAAUAUGCAAUUUUUCACUACAAUCGAUUGGCGAAAGAUGCACAUAAUCUCGCAUUCAAAAUACGAAUUAAAGAAGAAACAUUGAGUUUAAUUGCAGCGGAAUCAGCUGUUCAAACUGUUCAUGAUGUAUGCUCUCUGGUGCAUCAACGUCGUGUACAAGGCAUCUUUGGCCCACCAUAUCCUGAAAUAGCUACACUUGUCCAUUCAAUAUGUUAUCACGUUGAUAUCCCAUUUAUAAAUGUUUGUUCGUCUUGUUACGACGCGGAAAGUUUCGAUGAGGAAACAUCUGAAGACAUUGAACAUAUCCCGCGACGUGAUCGUAUGUCAAUUAAUUUGUAUCCGUCCAAUCAGGAUCUGAAUGUCGCUUUCCAUAAUCUAACCCACAAACUCAAAUGGAGAAAAUUUCUGAUCAUCUAUGAUAUGGAUUCAGGUUUGACACGUCUUCAGAAAGUGCUCAAUGAUCCAGGUGUCAAUCAAACUGAUAUCCUCGUUCGUCAAUUUACACACUAUAAAGACCGAAGUGUCCUUGUCGAUGCAAUUGGCCGUGGUAUUCACAAUAUUAUCUUAGAUUUAAACGAUUUCAACACGCGCACGGUUCUCAAAAUGGCUCUACAGAUGGGCAUGAUCAAUUCAAAUUACCACUAUUUAUUGACAACAUUGAAUAUUGAUACAUUCGAUUUAGAAGAUUUUAAAUAUAAUUAUGUUAAUUUAACUGCUUUUCGAUUAUUCAAUCGUCGUGAUGCUCGCGUGCAAAUGGCCAUGGAAUCGUUUUUUGCUUUUAAAACGAUGCCCAAUACAGAUGCAAAUCGACGCCUGUUCACAACUUCAGUCGCGUUAUGGGCUGAUGCAAUUCUUGCAUUUGCAUACGCGUAUGAUAAAUUAAUUGCUUCUCAAUUAACACUCGGAGUAGAUUUAAUUCGACCGAAUAUUUCCUGUUCAGAUGGUCGCGGAUGGCCAUUAGGCAUUGAACUGCAUUCAAAAUUUAACCAAAUUGCCUUUGAUGGAAUCACCGGCCGGAUUCAAUUUACAACCAAUGGCGAACGAACGGGAUUUGAACUUGACGUUGUUCAUCUCGCUGAAGUUGGCCUUUCAAAAAUUGGCUCAUGGUCACGUGCUAAAGGUGCGAAUGUUACAAUGACUUCGAAUGCACGUAGUGGAUUAUUCAAUUCAACGUUGAUUGUUACAACGAUUCUUGAAGCUCCUUAUGUUAUCUAUAAGAAUAAUUCAAAUCUCACCGAUCUGACGAAUAUUAUGUAUUCCAAUCAUGAUUUUGAAGGAUUUUGCAUCGAUCUCUUGGAAGAAUUAUCGCAUGCAUUGAAAUUUCAUUACAAAAUCAAACCGAUUACAACUUCACGGUACGACGAUAUGGUUGAAGAAGUGAAACAUAAGAGAGCAGAUUUAGCUGUUGCACCCUUGACCAUCAAUUAUGCACGAGAAAAACAAAUUGAUUUUACCAAGCCCUUUCUUAGUUUGGGUAUUGCGAUUCUAUUUAAACUACCCAAACCGGAAAAACCAGGUCUAUUCAGUUUCUUAAGUCCACUUUCACUUGAAAUCUGGAUUUACACAUUUGCUGCUGUCUUCACUGUUAGUUUUAUUCUUCUCUUAAUUGCCCGAUGUUCACCAGAUGAAUGGCGAAAUCCUUAUCCCUGCGAUACUGAAUAUGAUGUUUUAGAAAAUCGUUUUACUGUCAGUAACACACUUUGGUUUGCUAUUGGAACCUUGAUGCAGCAAGGUUCCGACGUUAGUCCCUCUGCUAUAUCGACCCGUCUUGUUUCUGGUAUCUGGUGGUUUUUUACCUUAAUUCUCAUCUCUUCGUAUACUGCUAACUUAGCUGCUUUUUUAACUGUGGAAAAACUCGUUAAUCCAAUCGAGAGUGCUGAAGAUCUAUCGAAACAAAAUAAAAUAAAAUAUGGUGUCGUCGAAAACGGUUCAACAGAACAAUUUUUUCGAGAAUCAAGCAUUCCUACGUAUCAAGCGAUGUGGAAGCAAAUGAAAAGUAAUCCGGAUGUAUUCGUAAGGAAAAACAAAUUCGGUGUCGAUCGUGUCAAAGCCGAAUCCUACGCAUUUCUAAUGGAAUCGACCACAAUCGAAUAUAUUGUACAACGUGAAUGUAAUCUUACGCAAAUUGGCGGUCUAUUGGAUAAUAAAGGGUAUGGAAUUGGAUUACCCGAAGGAAGUCCGUAUCGUGAACGGUUCUCCGAAAUAAUUCUUGAUUUGCAAGAAAAAGGCGUGAUACAAAAGUCGUAUAAUAAGUGGUGGAAAGGGAAAGGAACAUGCUCAUCAGAAAAGAAAGAUUCAAAAGCAAAUCCGUUGGAUUUAACCAAUGUCGGUGGAAUAUUUGUGGUGCUGCUUGGUGGUGUUUUCGUUUCUUUACUUGUGGCUAUUCUCGAAUUUCUAUGGCAUGCAAGAAAAAACCAUGCAAAUCGGCGAGAGUCUGUCUGGUGGGAAUUGAUGAAAGAACUUCGCUUUUCGAUUCAAUGUGGUGCUUCCAAUCGCAAGGCACUAGUAGCUCGUCGAUGUUCUCAAUGUACAAUUGAUAAUGAAGAAAUGGAAUUAAGCGAAGUUCCUGCACAGAAACAACUAAUUCAUCGAACGCAUAGUAAUCGUUCGUCGUCAUCAACAUCAGGUCACUUUCCAGGUGUUCAGCCGGUUCCUAAGCGUCGUACAACUGUGGAACGAACAUCUGAUAACGAUAAAUUCAAUACUUUACUCAUGCUUGCGGCUGAACGAACCAGUUAUCUUGAUACACGUCGAAAGAAGUAUUUUAACGAUCCGCAUACAGAUCAUAAAACUCGUCAUCCAUCUCCUUCACCACAACGAACUGAUAUUCCACUUGUAUUAAUCGAACAACAACCAUUGAAUCAUACCCAAGCUUCCCGUUCUCAUCAAGUUCGAUUUUCGACCAACACAGAUUUAUCGUGUCGAUCCAGUCUACAGAUUCCUAAUUAUGAAGACGAUGAUGGUGAUUCAAACGCAGCCGAUGUUUCAUCAGGUUCAACAUCAUCAGCGAAUCUUCGUCCUAAACCACGUGUUUCUCGAUUGUGA